Messenger RNA from Saxophila tyrrhenica, 1671 nucleotides. RefSeq lists its product as uncharacterized. The coding region runs from base 1 to 1671 and encodes 556 amino acids. Gene Ontology annotation, molecular function: transmembrane transporter activity. Gene Ontology annotation, biological process: transmembrane transport. Gene Ontology annotation, cellular component: plasma membrane. NCBI's taxonomy places the organism in Eukaryota, Fungi, Ascomycota, Dothideomycetes, Mycosphaerellales, Extremaceae. The transcript has 5 exons. The record is from RefSeq and is a predicted model, not a curated record.
AUGUCUUCCGCAGCCUCAAUCAUGAGUCUCGAGAAGGCCGAGAAGAAAGAAGAGCCCUCAGCAACACCCCUACCCUUACCAACCGACGUCGAGAAGCAGCAGCCUGAACAGCCACCAGCCCAACCAGAGUAUGUCACCGGCUUCAAGCUAUGGACGAUGAUGGCCGGCGUCACGCUCGUCUGCUUUCUCAUGCUCCUCGACAUAUCAAUCGUCAGCACAGCGACCCCAAAGAUCACCAGCGACUUCCACUCUCUCACCAACGUCGGCUGGUACGGUGCCGCCUAUCAACUCGCCAGCGCCACCCUCCAACCUCUAACGGGGAAAAUCUACACCCAAUUCAACCUAAAAUGGUCCUUCUUCGCCUUCUUCCUGGUCUUCGAGAUCGGCUCUCUGCUCUGCGGCGUUGCUACAUCGUCAAACAUGCUCAUUGUCGGACGAGCCGUAGCAGGCAUAGGCGGCUCCGGACUACAGAACGGCGCCAUCACAAUCAUCACCAACGCUUCGCCAAUGCACAAGCGUCCAAUGCUUCUGGGCGUAGUCAUAGGGUUCGGUCAACUCGGCCUGGUCGCUGGACCGCUUAUCGGCGGCGUGCUAACCGAAUUCGCAUCUUGGAGAUGGUGCUUUUACAUUAACCUCCCCCUCGGCGCCGUCGUCGCCGCCCUCCUCGUCUUCACGCCCGUGCCCGAAUCCAUCCCCAAACCGCCCGCCCGCUCCGUCCUCCCAACCCUACACCACAAACUCGACCUCGUCGGCUUCAGCAUCUUCGCCCCCGCCGCGAUAAUGCUCCUCCUCGCCGUCCAAUGGGGCGGCAACGCCUAUCCCUGGGACAGCUCCGUCGUCAUCGGUCUCCUCUGCGGUUCUGUCGCCACAGCGCUCGUGUGGGGCGUGUGGAACUACCGCAAAGGCGACGAUGCGAUGCUGCCGUUCCCCAUGCUGCGGCGUCGGAACGUUUGGACUAGCUGUUUGGUAGGUGGAUCAUUAGGUGCGGCGAUGUACUGCAAUUCCUACUAUCUACCAAUCUACUUCCAAGGCGUGCGCAACAAAUCCCCCGCCAUCAGCGGCGUCUACCUCCUCCCCUCCAUCCUCUCCCAACUCAUCUCCGGCGUCGCCGUCGGCAAACUCAUGGGCGUAUUCGGCUACUACCUCCCCUGGGGCGUGGCAUCCGGCGCUCUCCAAGCCAUCGGCUACGGCCUCCUCUCCACCCUCCACCCCCACAGCAGCGCAGGCGCAUGGAUCGGCUACCAGAUCAUCGCUGGCAUCGGACGGGGCUUCGCGAUGACGAUCCCCUUCAUCGCGAUCCAGAAUACGCUCCAACCGGCCCAGAUCCCCGUGGCGAUGAGUCUAGCCAUCGCGGCGCAGACGUUCUUCGGCGCGGUGUUCCUGAGCUUCGCGGACACGAUCUUUACCAAUAGUCUCCGCUCUCUUGUCGCCAGCACCGUGGGCAGCGCCAACGCAGCGACUGUGGCGCAUGCAGGGGCGUAUGCGUUUCGGAGAGUGGUGCCGAAGGGCGAUUUGGCGGAUGUACUGGUGGCUUACUCCAAGUCUAUUGAUCGGGUGUUCUAUAUGUGCGUUGGGUUGGCGGGGGCGUGCUUUGUGUCUUCAUGGGGUCUGGGGUGGGUCGAUAUUAGACAGAACAAGCCUAAGAAGGCUGAGGAGGCCAGGGAGAAAUGA